UGAAGUCCGAUUCCUAUUCCAAAAACUACAUAGUGGCAAUGUCUUCAACAUAUUAAGAUAAAUCAAAGGGAAGAUUGCCCAAGUAUUUUAAACUAGAUUACACUGCGCGCUUUGCAGACAAGCUCCAGAACUUGCUGUUUAUAUAAAGUUUGUAUUAGAGUCUUAUUUUUAAAUGUUAAAGCAUACGGACGGUAAACCUAUGACACCUCUAGUGAGCUCGGACCGGUGCUGCAGAUGGGCGGCAUAGGCAGGAAUUUGUAUCUCAAUAUGUUGAAUGGAACAGACGCGCAAAGUUUCGCCAAAGACGCAGAAUUAACCAGCCACCUGCACCGAAACCGCGACUUAACGGACUUCAAAAUGGGCAUCCAAGACACGAGGUUUUACUACCAGGACUCGAUUCCAAACGGACAGGACAGUUUGACGUUGCCGUUCCACGCUGAGCACCACCAAAGUACGGGAGCGCAGACAGGGAGGUUUUACACACCGGCUCCGCUCGGCAGCUGUCACUUCACCAGCCGGAGCGGGACGGGACACACUUACGUUCCAGCCGGAGCCGAUGCGUAUUCUUCAGCCAACGGUAAAGACGUGUACCCGAGCAGCGCAGACAGCUACACGGCGUCUUUUCAGCACGGGUACCCGCGAGCACCGAUGUACACUUUACCUGGUCUACAGGUGUCCGGGAAGACACAAGUGCUCCUCAACAACUACCCGCUAUGGGCAAAGUUCCACAAGUAUCAGACAGAGAUGAUCAUAACGAAACAGGGACGGAGGAUGUUCCCUUUCCUCAGCUUUAACAUCAGCUCACUGGAUCCCUCGGCUCAUUAUAACAUAUAUGUGGACGUGGUUCUCGCUGACCAGCAUCACUGGAGAUACCAAGGAGGCAAAUGGGUCCAGUGUGGAAAGGCAGAAGGCAACAUGCCAGGAAACAGAAUGUAUAUGCACCCAGACUCUCCCAACACUGGGAAUCACUGGAUGAGACAGGAAGUUUCCUUUGGCAAACUGAAACUUACAAAUAACAAAGGCAGCUCUAACAACGUAGGACAGAUGAUAGUACUACAGUCGCUCCAUAAAUACCAACCACGACUUCACAUCGUGGAGGUAAAGGAGGAUGGAACGGAGGAUACCUUCCUGACCUCUAAAACUCAGACGUUUGUCUUCCCUGAGACUCAGUUCAUUGCCGUCACUGCCUACCAGAAUGCAGAUAUCACCCAGCUGAAAAUAGAUCAUAACCCGUUUGCUAAAGGUUUCCGGGACAAUUAUGACACGCUGUACGCACCUCCUGACUCGGACCGCCUCACGCCUUCCCCAACCGAAAGCCAGCAGCUCCUUUCAGGCGGUUGUUACUCUCACCAGCCGUACCUGUCUGACCAGUACAUGAGUCCCCUGUCUCAGAGUCGUUUCUACACCCGCGAGCCUGUCAGCAUGACCCAGCAGUGCCCCAAAGACCCCACCGCCAGCCCUCACAGCCGCUGGUACCUGUCCAGCCAGCAGGGGGUGCCGCCGAACCGCCUCGACUUCAACGCGUACGAGAGCGAAUACCCUUCCAACAGCCUCUACAAACCCUUUCCGCUUCAGACGUCACCUCACCACCCGCUGGGCUACUACCCUGAAAGCCACUUUGCCUCCGGGGCGGUGUCCGGCUCCAACCCAGGGCCGUGGAGCUCAGGACGUCCCUCAACGCAGUACCUAAAUCACCCACACCACAGUAAACCCGGGUCUAGCAUCGGCUGGUUCCGAACCAUCUCAUCCCCAGCUGCGUCGUCAUCUCCCUCAGCAGCGAACUCGCGCUUCCACCCCUCCCCGUCGCUCCUCGAGCCCCAGCGCCUGCCACUUCUCCAAGAGAAGUCCAAAGAGUCCGGGGAGGACACCUGGAUGGAAGCCCCCUCGGUUAAAUCGGUAGACUCUGCCGACUCAGGUCUGUUCGAGGGAGGAGAGAACAAGAAGAGGCGAGUGUCGCCUUAUACGUCCAGCACGGAAAAUUCCCCUCCUAACCGCAGCGCAGAGGCUUGCGAAAAGGACAAUUGCAGUGAUGCGGGCUACUACGGCUUCUACACCCACUGAAGAGCAACAAUCAGACUGCGCUCCUAGUACUGUCUUCCACCCACCGUCUGUCUGCAUGACCCGAGACACAGAGAUCAAGCUCUCUGUGAUAGUAGCUACAGUGCCAGGUGUUAGCUGGCCCCUCUGUGCUUUGUGUUCCCUGUGUUAGAUGUUUGGGGGUCAUGUGGAGGUGUUCUGAAGGUCACGGUCGCACAAAAGAUGAAGACGAUGUGACUGCGCUGAGACAGUGGCCUGGAGACACACAGACGGACAGACCUGUGUGACUUUAGCAGCUGAAGAUUUCACCGCACACCUGCUGACACUCCCCCAAAGGAACUGUCUCUGUCCCCCUCAUCAGACUCGAAAAACACCUCACAAAAACCCACGCGCCACAAGCACACUCGAACAAACAAUCAAAUCGUUCUUGUCACAUUCUUUAAAAACGUGGACUUAAAGAGAUGGUUCACACAAAAAUGAAAAGUCUGUCAUUAUUUACUCGCCCUCAUGUCGUUCCAAACGCACAUUACUUUCUUAUUUUCUGUGUAACACAAAGAAGACAUUUAAGAAAUUACAACAAAGCACUUCUAAACUUCAAAGACGCAAAAGGCACCGUAAAAGUAGUUCAUACAACUCAUGUGUUACAUGUCAAGAUUUGGAUGAGAAACAGACAUGAAAUUUAAAUCUGGUAUCUGGUGUUCGCAAUUCGGACACGCUUGUUCUUUCAUGAACGCACCAAAGGAGAGUCAGAGCGGAUGAAUGAUGAUUUAAUGAGUCUGUUUCUCAUCCAAAGCUAUCGUAUGGCUGCAGAAAACCUGGAAUUUUGUGCACAAGCCUUUUAAUUGGUCUCUAAAUGACAUGAAUU
This is a messenger RNA of Rhinichthys klamathensis goyatoka, 2902 nucleotides long. RefSeq names its product T-box transcription factor 21 (gene tbx21). The transcript is spliced from 6 exons. The record is from RefSeq and is a predicted model, not a curated record. Gene Ontology annotation, molecular function: RNA polymerase II cis-regulatory region sequence-specific DNA binding; DNA-binding transcription factor activity, RNA polymerase II-specific. Gene Ontology annotation, cellular component: nucleus. Bases 235 to 2061 code for a protein of 608 amino acids. Lineage: Eukaryota; Metazoa; Chordata; Actinopteri; Cypriniformes; Leuciscidae. Gene Ontology annotation, biological process: regulation of transcription by RNA polymerase II; positive regulation of DNA-templated transcription; lymphocyte migration.